CUGGGUACAGGAGGGAGGAGGUGGGAGGCGCAGAGCUUGGAGAGAGAGGAGACGGAGCUCCAGCACAGCAGGAGCGCGCCUUGGCGGUGCAGUUUCAACCUCGCCGGCUCAGCCGCUCACACGCCGCCGCCUCCCGAAUCAGCAGGAGCCGCCACAGCUCCUGGCAGCCGCCGCCGGGCUCCGCGCUCGGGCCGCCAGCCGCCGUCAGGACCUCCCCUUGCCAGUACUCAGUCCGCAAGCUAUUUCCUUCUGCCAGCCUCUUUGAACUCGCUGGGUCUUUGCCUUUGCUCGGCUCUCUCCUAUUAUUUCUCCCACCCUCUGUUUUCUUAAAUUUUCUUCCUUUAGUUAUCCUGCAUCUUGCUUUUCCCCCCGCCCCUCUCACUGAGGAUUGCUUGAUUUAAGAUGACUUGUCUUCCUUACCCUCGUCCAUUUCGGUCCUGAAGAUUGAAAAGGAGCCUAUAUAUAUACACACACACGCUGGCAUUUACAGACCACGUUUUUAAAAGGAGGGAAAAAAAAAAAAAAAACUCUAAAGAGACCCAAGAAGGAAACCGCGGGACCUUGAGUCCAGCCAGGGCGGCACUAGCAACCGUAACUCGUAUUCCAUUUAACCUCACUGGCGAGGAGGGAGAGAAGAGCCGAAAGCAAACUUCAGUCGCCUAGGAGGACCGCUGUGUUCGCGUUUGGAGGAGCCGCGAGCCUGCAGGCGAACACCCCCACGGGGAGCGGGAGGCUCCGCGAGCUGCCCUCACCCCCUCCGCCAGGCGGGAGUCGCGGACUGAGCGGCGCGGGACAGCGGCGGCUCAGGCGGCCCGGGGAAGAUGCGGGGCUCCGGGCCCCGGGAUGCGGGACGCCGGCGGCCCCCGGGAGGCAGCGAUAGCGGCCCCUCCAGCACUCCCGCGUCCCUAGCUGGCUGCUCCACAGCUCGUCGCAGGACCCCCCUCUGGACGUGCCUCCUCCUGUGCGCGGCUCUCCGGACCCUCCUGGCCAGCCCCAGCAAUGAAGUGAAUUUAUUGGAUUCACGUACUGUCAUGGGGGACCUGGGAUGGAUUGCUUUUCCAAAAAACGGGAUGGUUUCUGCUUUUUUCUACUCAUAUUGGAAUUAUUUCCAUAAACUUUUGGGACAUUUAAUAUUGAUUAACCUAUAUGAUCUAAGCAUGGAUGUAAAUAGCAUUGUUUCCUGGAAAAUAUUAGCUAGUAUUAUCAAGGCUUAUUCUUAUGAGAAUAACAUUAAUGGUUGCUGCGAAUGUGGCUGUGGGAGGGCUUCUUCCCUGUGCGCUGUUGCCCAUCCAAGCCUAAUAUGGCGGUGUGGUUACAGCAAAGCAAAACAAGAUCCAGAAGAGGAAAAGAUGCAUUUUCAUAAUGGGCACAUUAAACUUCCAGGAGUGAGGACUUAUAUUGAUCCACAUACCUAUGAGGAUCCCAAUCAAGCUGUCCAUGAAUUUGCCAAAGAGAUAGAAGCUUCAUGCAUCACUAUUGAAAGAGUCAUUGGAGCAGGUGAAUUUGGUGAAGUUUGUAGUGGACGUUUGAAACUGCCAGGAAAAAGAGAAUUACCUGUUGCAAUCAAAACCCUUAAAGUAGGCUAUACUGAAAAACAACGCAGAGAUUUCCUGGGUGAAGCAAGCAUCAUGGGACAGUUUGAUCACCCUAACAUUAUUCAUCUAGAAGGAGUUGUGACCAAAAGUAAACCAGUGAUGAUAGUGACAGAGUACAUGGAAAAUGGUUCUUUAGAUACAUUUUUAAAGAAAAACGAUGGGCAAUUCACUGUGAUUCAGCUUGUUGGCAUGCUGAGAGGUAUCGCUGCAGGAAUGAAGUACCUUUCUGACAUGGGCUAUGUGCACAGAGACCUUGCUGCCAGAAACAUCUUAAUCAACAGUAACCUUGUGUGCAAAGUGUCUGACUUUGGACUUUCCAGGGUACUGGAAGAUGAUCCCGAGGCAGCCUACACCACGAGGGGAGGCAAAAUCCCAAUCAGAUGGACUGCCCCAGAAGCUAUAGCUUUCCGAAAAUUUACCUCUGCUAGUGAUGUCUGGAGCUAUGGAAUUGUGAUGUGGGAAGUUGUGUCUUAUGGAGAAAGACCUUACUGGGAAAUGACUAAUCAAGAUGUGAUUAAAGCAGUAGAGGAAGGUUACCGCCUGCCAAGCCCCAUGGACUGCCCUGCUGCUCUCUACCAGUUAAUGCUGGAUUGCUGGCAGAAAGACCGAAAUAGCAGGCCCAAGUUUGAUGAAAUUGUCAGCAUGUUGGACAAGCUGAUACGUAAUCCAAGUAGCUUGAAAACGCUAGUUAAUGCAUCCACCAGAGUAGCAAGCUUAUUGGCAGAACAUGGCCCACUGGGAUCCGGGGCCUACAGAUCAGUAGGUGAAUGGCUAGAAGCAAUCAAAAUGGGCCGGUAUACAGAGAUUUUUAUGGAAAAUGGAUACAGUUCAAUGGACGCUGUGGCUCAGGUGACUUUGGAGGAUUUGAGACGCCUUGGAGUGACUCUUGUCGGUCACCAGAAGAAGAUCAUGAACAGCCUUCAAGAAAUGAAGGUGCAGCUGGUAAAUGGAAUGGUGCCAUUGUAACUUCAUUUUAAUGUCACUUCGUCAAGUGAAAAAUUCUGCACUUUGUAAACAAGCCCUGAGAUUUAUUUUGACAAAAAAAGGGGGGGAGGGAAAACUCAGUGAUUUCUAAACUUUAGAAUAGCACUUGUUUUAGCCACAGAAUUUGUAAUCAGUGUUUUGCUAAUAUAUCUCAGUGUCUUCACUUUUCAUGAAGCAAAAAAACCUGCAUGGAAUGAGAACAUGAGGUUAAACAUUAAAUGUGUUACAAUAAAAUACUUCCCAAUCCUUCCAUAAAAUUUUAUACACGAUGUAUAUCUAUAUACAGCACCUUCAUAGACUGAAUUACAGCAGCUCCUUUCAAACCUUCCACGGAGAUUCCACUUGAAAGGAAGUUUUAUAGCCAUUUUAUGGGCUAGCAAAAGCUGCAAGUUAUUGAUGUUUACUUCAAGUCUUAAUUGUCUACAUAAAUGUAUUGAAGAGCAAUAUUGUUAGAUAAUUUCUUAAUAGAUAUCUUUUUUGUAAUUUUAAAAUACUGUUACACAGUGUUAAGUUAUAGAAACUAGUGUAUAAAUAUGUUGCCUGAGUAAGGACAAGUACAAUACAGGGUGUAUAUUUAUUUUUCUGUGAUAAAAAAAUUUACUUUGACUUGCUCUUCUAGAAACUAUUAGGUAAUAAAUGUGUAUAUACUGUAUAAUUUGCAACAUAGUGUGAAAUCAGUUUAAAUUGGAGUUGUGUACUUGCACAUAUGUUCAUUACCAGUCUGCUUCAUUUCUAAUAGUGUCUUACUUUUAGCAAUAUACAGUAAUAAAUGUUCCAGAGUGUAAUAUAAAUAGAAUAUAGGGAAGCAGUAAAACAAAAUUUAACACAAGCUUGUGUCUUUUUUCCUCUCAUGUGUCCAACAGCUACUAAAUCUCUUUAUUCACUAACAGGAAAUGUCUGUAAGAUUAAAUCCCCUUUGGCUUUUUAAAAACACUUUGUGAUAUCUCUGACAAUGCAGUUCUUCUAGCCAUUAAUCUUGCACCCCUGUAAGAAAUUUCACCUUUCUGAGUUCCAGAAAAUAUCUUGUCAAGCAAAGUUGACACCAAAGGGCACAUUUUCAGCAGGAUGUAGAAGGAUUUAACUGUGCAGGCUUCUGUUAAUGUUGUUAAAUCCAGGCACAUAGCACUAAGCAUUACCCCUAAGUGUUAAUCCUUUGAACCAUUUCCCUGUGGCUCAGCUCUAGAAAAUUUGAUACCAAGACUGCAAAGAAAUGAUGACAUAUAUCCCCCUUGGGAAUUGUCUGUCUUAAGAUACGAUAAGUUUUAUUUGUUGAUUGACUAUUAUCUAUUCAUUUCAUAGUUUCAUCUUGUAAUCACUUGGUUCCAUGGAACUGAAUUAAUUUAUAUGAACCAACAAAAAUAUGACUAAAUUGACCUUAUAGUGGAAUAAUAUAUGUUCUAUGUACAUUUUAUGUACAAUUGGUGAAGACUGACACUCGCGAAACAAGUUAUACAAAUGAGAACUUAAAUGAAACUGAGCUCCUUGUUGAAAUAACCAACUGCAUUGUUAUAUUUUAAACAAAUCAUGGAGGAACAUGUGGUUAUUCAAGGAGCACAGCAUUAAACAUACAUACAUACAUACAAGCAUACUAACGAUUAUAAAUGUCAGUAGUUAGUAUAUUGGAAUAGACUGGAUUAAUCAAGUCUCUUAGGAAUUACACAUGCAUUACCUUAAUAGUACUCCUCUUUCCAAGUAAACUGUUUUAACUGGUAGUCUAUGGUAGAAUAAAGUAAUUUUAAAAUAACUUCUUUCUACCCUACUCACCUUUAAUUAAGUAGUGAAUAACUCCUCGAUAAUUUCCAUAUUAAAUAUUAAAUUUCUUUACAAAACAACUGACUUGUAAUGUGGCAAUUUAGAAGGUUCAGAAAAAUUUAUCGACUUUAAUGCAAAGCUACCAAACAUUUUAGAAUUGAGAGACUCAAUUACUUACACAAGAUGAAAGUAUUUUCUAAAUUAUUUUUGAACUUUAUAAGUCCAGGAAUUAUUGGGAGGUCAAGAUGAAAAAAAAUUAAUUCAAUUUGAAUCUUAUUUCUUGCAUCUUUUGCAGUUUUGGUGUUCAAUUUGAAAAGUAAAUGGAAAAUUAGACACAUAGCUUUUAUUAAUAACUAUCUUUCCAGUUGAGAAUUUCUAAGGAAUGUCAGUGCCACUUAAGAAAUAACAAAGAGACUUUGAAAUUUACUUUCCCUAAAAGAAAAAAAAAAGAAUUACUUUCUAAGUUAUUUGUUCACUCCUGGAUAUGUCACCAAUUGGGAAUUGUCAGUCUCAUCUGUUAAAGUGAGAAGUGGAAGAGACAGCUCUCAAAUACAAUGGAGUGUGGGAAAUCCUGACCAUGUGAUUUUGUACCCUUUUAGUUCAUUUUUGCCAUCGGAAAAUGAAACAUAGACAGUAUUUCUAGCAGAUAAGAUAGAGUUGUGAUAUAUGUUAUUCAACUAUAAUUGGCAAUACCUUAGGGAAUCAAUCUUUUUUGAUACUGUACCUUGGAAAAUAGGAACAAGCAGGGAGUAAACUUUCAAUAUACUGAUACCUGUGGAAGUCACUGCCACUAUUCUUCAGUCAUCAUCUGUUUCCUAAUCUUGCCAUUUGCUCACAUGUAAAAAUGACAUAUAAUCAAUCAAUCUGCUUAGUCAUUUAAAGGUAUGAAUUGUAUAUAAAAUAUAAAGAUUUUAAUUUAUCCAAUUUAAAAAAUUACGUGCACGGUCUUUCAUUUCUUGUAUUUUAAUCAUUAAGUCAGUGUUCUAAAAUUAUAAGGUUACUGAGAAAUUUUAUUCCAGUACUCUACCUAGACAACAUUUGUAGUUUUCAAGUUGCCAAAAUAAUACAGGACAUCCUUCAUUCAGUUUGUAAUAAAAAUUCUAACUAGUGUGCAA
Molecule: messenger RNA, 5446 nt
Organism: Erinaceus europaeus (western European hedgehog)
Lineage: Eukaryota; Metazoa; Chordata; Mammalia; Eulipotyphla; Erinaceidae
Gene: EPHA5
Product: EPH receptor A5
Exons: 13
Coding region: 822-2561 (579 amino acids)
Biological process (GO): axon guidance; protein phosphorylation
Cellular component (GO): neuron projection
Molecular function (GO): protein binding; ATP binding; transmembrane-ephrin receptor activity
Source: RefSeq, a predicted model, not a curated record